Myripristis murdjan (pinecone soldierfish) is the source of this 4239-nucleotide messenger RNA. Its product is annotated as neurofilament medium polypeptide-like. The record is from RefSeq and is a predicted model, not a curated record. NCBI's taxonomy places the organism in Eukaryota, Metazoa, Chordata, Actinopteri, Holocentriformes, Holocentridae. The transcript has 8 exons. Bases 1 to 2163 code for a protein of 720 amino acids.
AUGAUUGCAUGUGUAAGGACGUGUUUUGUGUGUGCGUGUGUGUUAUUCUUCUUCUGUCAUGUGCUUUGGCGUGUGCUUGUGUCUACAUUUGUCAUCCUGUCACCAACAGAUUAUCAGAGCAUUCUAGCGGAGCUGCAGUCCCCCGCUGCACUGCACUCUGAUCCCCACUUCCUGGAGCCUGAACUCCCCGUCACUCCCAAUCCCACCCUUGCCCUGCAUCACCAUCACCAUUACCCAGACCCAACCACCCCCUUGCUGGCCGACCCCCAACCUCAGCACUUGCCUUGGAGCCCGGAGAUAGAGCCUGCUAACGGAGAGGCAGAAAGCCCCCCUAGGAGCCCCCCCAGACCUUGCGAGCUUGCCCUGUCCGUCCCAGCCUUUGAACUCCCCAGUGUUCCCCCCUCAGUCAGAAAGCCCCACAUUGCUCUUAACGACGAGCUGCUUCUGAGCGAGGAAGAGGACAGGUCCAGUCAAGAAAUGGAGCUCAACCUCAAGCCCAAGGCACACUCCCCGGAGAAGUGUGAAUUAGACAAGGACAUGGCUUAUUCCACAUCUUCUCUGUCAGCGUCAUCAAUAAGUCCGACAUCACCUGAGAUAGCACAAAACGGACAGGAAGAACAGCAGAUAAGUGCACCCAGUGGAGCACUGGAGGAUGUGGAGAUGAACAGAGGUGAAAAGGAAGUGCCUGAAAAGAUAGAGGAGGUUGUAGGGUCGGUUUCAGCAGAAUUGGUGAAGGGAAAUGAAGCAGUGGAAGGGGAAGAGCAGGAAUGCAUUAAAAGGGUAGAAGGAAUGGACGAUGCAGUUAAAAGAAAUUGUGAGAUGAUGGCAAAUGACAGACCUCACUUAUCAGAAGAAAAUGUUUUGGUAGAAAAGAGGGGUGAGUCUGCAGAGGAGGGGAGAUACAUGAUAACUGAGCAACAUAUUCUUGUACAAGGUGAUGAUAUGGGGAUAACCUGUGGGGUUCAGGGGGUGAGAGAGGUGCAGAAUCUGACAGAAGAGGAACAUAAUCGGAUAGGUAUGGGAGUCCAGGGGGAAGAAAAUAGCACCGCAGUAGGAGUAGAGACUGCCUGCAAGUUUAUGGAGGAGAGGGCAGAAUGUAUUGAUGAAACAGCUGAGAUACAGCAAUGGGAAAGUAAUAAAGUUGAUGAGGGGAGUGGGGAAAGAGUCUGCCAGGAUGAGAUAACAGAGGAUGAGGAUGGGGAACUGCAGUUCAAGGGUGAAGGAGUGUCUAAUGGGAGUGUUGGAAUUGUUGAGGGGACAUCAGAGGAUGGUGAGGCAGCCGAGGACCAGGCUGUAGCCGACCUCUCCCCUCAGGCCUGGGUUGUUGCACUUGGGGAACGUCAGCCCAGUGAUUCUGGAUCCAAUGAGGAAGAGGAAGAUGGAGACAAGUCAGAGGCGGAGGAGGCGUUAAGGUCUCUUUCGGAGGAGGUGACGAAAGAAGAAGGCUCAGAGGCGGAGGGGGAGGAGGAGGGCGAGGAGAUGACCAAGUCCAGGGUUCAGGAGAAUCUCGAUCAGGUCGAACAGGCAGAAAAAGACAUGUGUUUACCUUUAGGUUGGCACAGUGAGUCAUCCAGCGUCAACGUGGAACCACCCACACCCGGCCGCAGUGUCAGCUCGGACUUACUCGACAGACGGGAAAACAGCCAAGAAAACUCUAGUGACUCCAUCACUUCCUCGUCCAGAGGCGAAUCAGGGAGGUCCCGGCACAAUGGCGACUCACAGCACUCACCUCAGGACAGCUCGCCAGAGUCAUCCAACAGCAGGAAGGAAGAGGGAACACUAGUGUCUGAGAGGAAAGUCCAGCAGCGAGUUAGUGUAGAGGCUGGUUCAGAGGAGGAACAGACUGUAACCACCAAAAUCUUCAGACGCCGGCUCAUCCUAAAGGGAGAGCAGGCGAAGAAUGUCCCAGGUGAAUCUGUGACAGAAGAACACUUUAUCGACGGGGAUGGUAACCUCAUCAGUAGAAAAGUAAUCAGGAAGGUCAUCCGGCGUGUGUCGUCUACCACGCCAGAGGACCAGGAAAGGGACAGGGACAUGUGGCACCGAGGAGACCCCUGGUCCAGUUCCAUCCUGCAGGAGGAGGAACCAGAGCAAGGAGAGGGAACUAAGAACAGCAGAAGAAAGGAGGAAAGGAGGUCAGGGGAUAAGAAGCUCCAUUCGUAGGGAUGGUUGUGCUCUGCCAGAUAUACAGGAACCAUCUUCCAUGUUUCCUGGGAAUAAGCGCUACAGAGGACUGGAAAGCUCAAGUGUGAAGUCUUCAGCCAAGAGUGCAGUCUGCAACUAUCUGCUUCAAACGCAUGGUUUUCAAGUGAGAGGACUUGACCAGUCUGACUUUAGCAUGAGCAUGAAAAACUCACUCCCUGUCAAUCAAAGGACCAGGGAGGUUCUCACUUCCUGACUGUGGACCUGUGGACGAUGAUUCUGCUUCCUGUUUUGUGUGACCCAAUACGUGCCAUUGGUCCACUGGUGUCGUGAGUGUUUGAGGAGCAUCGUUUCUUGUGACAACGAAAGAGACUCCAUCACAGACAACCACACAGGUGCAACUGUGACCAAAGACGGCACAAAAGCUCAAUUCAAGUGGUGGGAGAAAAAACGAAGUAAACAAAAUACCACAAAAAAAAAAAAAAAUCUAUUGGAACACUUCUGAUCCAACUUCAACACUCGCCUUAUAGUUUUUUCUUGGACCCAUUGUUGUCAGGAUGUAAAUUGUUUUGUUUUGUUUGUUUUUUUUCUUCUUCCUUUUUAAAACUUAAACUAACACAAAGGCUUUUUUCUGUACAUAAAUUUACAAUGUGUAAAAUUCUUUAAAAUGAUAAGUUACUGGUUGAGAAUGCACUGAGAAGACUGAACUUUUCAGGUGCUUUCAGAUUUAUUGAAACGGUUCCACUUUUAAAAAGAUUUGAGUGUAACUUCACAUGUUCUUGUAUAAUUAAUUAUUAUAGCAGGUAUAAUGUUUGUAUAUGAAAAAAAAAGCUGGUUCGAUUUUAACAGAGGAAAUUUCCAGAAAAUAUUCUGCAAAUUUCAGUAAUUCCCAAAGUGGGAAUGGAUCUAAUCCUGCAAAAGCAGCCUUUCAGAGUACUCAUAUUUUCAUGCAUGCUGUUCACAUUAUUUUAAGUACAAUUUUUACAAGUUUGCAAACACUGUAUUCAAAUGAAAAAAUAAAACCCUUUAUCUGUGUACACAUAUAGCCCUAACAUUUGUCACCAAUUUUAUAUUUUAAAAAGGAUACCAUUAAAGCAUUUAUCGUGUUGGGGAUGAGGAAACAGUAUGAAAAAAAGUUCUAUAGCUUCUUGAGGGUUUAAUGUCUCGUCUGUCUGUGUAAAACCGAAGGGCAGCUUCUGCUACGAGAAAGAAAUUAUCUGAAUGUAAAUGCUAGUAGGCUGGCUCGCUGUACAAUUCUAACUGUAUUGUGUGUAUUGGCUAUAAGGUGUAGGAGUCUCUGUACACUGUUAGACUGUUUGUAAUCAUUUUAGCAGUGUGUCAAUUUGGUUUUCUAAAGGCUGCUGUGGUAUUAAUGGAAAACUGGGACAUUUCAUUUUGGGUUUUUUGGUGAAGUAUUUCCUUAAUUUAAAACCUACUCACAUUAAGGACACAUAAAGACAUUAUUUGAUUGUAGCUCUAAAUAGCAUAUUGUAUGACAAAAACACUGGAUGGUCAAAACAAUUAUUUAAGCAUUAAAUAAAUUGUGUUUAACUCUGAAACUGUGUGAUCUUUUUAGGCUUGAGAAUCUGUAUAUGCGGUGUCGAAUAGAAUUGUUUUCCAUUGCUCAUUGGCAAAAAUUACUUUACAUUAGGAAUUCUCUUUGUAUUGGUUUUCAUUAGAUGCCCAUGUAGUUCAAGUGUGGUGUUCUACUGGUGUGAUGGCUCAGUGUGCUGAUGUUUAUGCUGUGGACAUGAAAACUAUGUAAAGGACUUCAUUUUUUAGGCAAAGGAAGUCAGGUAGGGUGUUGUAUCACAUCCCCUUAUCCUAUUAUGUCAAUCAGGGGGUAGAGGAUCCUUUGAUAUGGUUGAACUAUCAAUUUUGUCAAUUUUGUUUGAUAUGUGUUUUCACCUGAGCAGACUUUUCGAUGUACAAUUCUUACUAACAGAGUGAAGCCAUUGAAAUGUAACUAUUCUAGCACUUUGGUUAUUCAAGGUCUUCUUUUAGAGGCUAUAGCAGCAAUGAUGCCACCACAAAUGUUUCAGACGUCUUUAAAAAAUCAAACUAAAAAAACAAAAUAAAAAUGCAUUGAUUUCGCAA